This is a messenger RNA of Salvelinus namaycush (lake trout), 3884 nucleotides long. RefSeq names its product transmembrane 7 superfamily member 3-like. The transcript is spliced from 11 exons. Lineage: Eukaryota; Metazoa; Chordata; Actinopteri; Salmoniformes; Salmonidae. Bases 179 to 1783 code for a protein of 534 amino acids. The record is from RefSeq and is a predicted model, not a curated record.
UUUGAGCGACAGGACGUGGUUGGAGUUGUUCCGCGGAAGCAACAACAGCAAUUAAAACGAAUUUGUAGCCACGCUAUGUUGCACUGGCCUGUCGCAGGAAAGCCUUUAUUGAAUAUCUCACCAAAUGUAUUGCAAGUGAAUGUAGCAGACUAGAAGUAGGAUCGUGGGCCUGAAGAAAAUGAUGUCCUCCUGGCUAAUGUACAUAUUUGUGUAUGUAUUGGUCUGUGAUGGAGUUGUAGCACAACUGGAAAAUCGGGUGGUUUUCCUGUUCAACACCUUUCAGAAUGUGAAUGUGAAUGAGAACGAGACAGUGCAGGCAGUGGUCUCCAGAAUCCCCCCUGAAGUGUCCUUUAUCACCCUCCAGUUCCACACACAGCACAGCAAUGCUACGCUGUCCUACACCAGGAUGCCAGGGCUGGGCCUCUUUCUAACAGCGGUGGACUCAGGCCUUCUCUCACCCCUGAUCCCCGGUCAGACCAAGAUCUCCUGGUUCCUGCUGGCCCCUGAUGGGGACUCUGUGGCCGGCACUGGGGUCAUCCUCCCCUACACCAGCUCUGACCCAGUCCCUGGAGCUUGUAAUCUGGAGUUUGACCUGGACAUUGACCCAAAUGUCUAUCUCCACUACAACCUUUUUGAGACUACUAUCCACUUUGCACCUGCAAAUAUUGGAUAUUCAAGGGGCUCCAAUCCGCCUGCCUGUGACACUGAAGUGGGUGAAAACACUCGCUGGCGCCUGAGGUACGACAUCUACCAGUACUUCCUGCCUGAGAGCGACCUAUCAGAGCAGAGCCUCAUCACCAGCAUCCAGAGUGUGGCCAGUGUGCAGACCAUGAGAGAGCAUGGGAAAAGGCUCAUGACACUAUCAUCCAAUGAUAAGACAGAGGUAGUGUUUAGCUCCAUCCCGGGCCAGGGUGUUAUCUACUCUGUCAUAGUCAGAGACCCAGUGCUUAACACCUCUUCCUUGUAUAUCCCUGUCCACACCUAUGCCUGCAGCUUCUCCUCCACCCUGGAUGGCUGUGACACUCUGGGGAAGAUAUCCACAAGGAUCUUCUUCACCAUCGCUGGUUUAGCUGGCCUCUUCGUGUGCUUCUUUGGGCACUGCUUCUUCAAAUGUGUCCGCCUGACCCUGACAGUAGUGAUUGGCGUAGUGGGGGGAGUUAUCCUGGUGAUGAGCUGGUGGCGCUUCGGCUCAGUUAUGUCCUGUGUCGUCGUCGUCGGUCUCAUGCUGGGGUUCCUCAUCGCCUCCAUUGUCUUCUUCACGCCUGUCGGUGACAUACAGGUGUUCCGUUCGAAUGUGGUGUUCUGGGUGACGUUCAGCUGCAUCGUGGUGGUGGUACCGCUCUUCUUUGUCCGCUGGCCAAGAGAGGGUAACAUCACUACGUGUGGUGUAGCUGGAGCCUAUGCUGUGGUGCUGACUGUGAAUGCUUACAUCUAUACCAGCCUAUCCUACAUCACUCUUAACAUUCUCAAACGCUUCCUCAACGACAACUUUAGCAAGGCCUUUACUGAUGUGCCUUUCCAGGACAUUGAUUUCAUCAUGAUCACAGUGUGGGUGGUUCUGGGUGUGUCUGGUAUCGUGCUACAGCUCUACCGGGAACGCACACGGCCCUUCUUCCCCCCCAGCCCUUACCUCAUGUGGCUGCAAGAGCGGGAGCGCCGCAAGACCAAUGUUCUCGACCCAAGCCACCACACCUCCUCACUCCCUUCCCGUCUCCUCGCCCGUGCCCGACAGCUGACUGGCAGGAGAGAGUCCGCUGGCGAGCGUACACCCCUCCUCCUUUAAACCCACCCACUCAACUUAGACCCAUUUUACCCAGCCAGGUAGACAGAUUCACCCCACUAGGAGGGUGCUAUGGGGCAUGGGCUCUCUAUCUACAGGGAAGCAUCAUUGCGUUUGGAGUCUUUCUAUUCCAGGUUAUGGAUGUUUUGAUUCCAUUGAUGAUGGUAACAGUUCAUUAAGGUAUUAUUUAUAUAUGCUCUGGGAGGAACUUUGCCACAAAGUGCACACAGAAUUUUCAAAGCAUUAUUUUUGAGCAUGAUUUGUUUCACUUCCUCAGUCUUGUGGUAUUUGGAAGCAUUUUCUUAGAGGGUACUGAGGAAGCUGUUACCGCUGCCACUUAAUAUUGUACCAAAAUAGUUGGGCACCAUCUCUCCUAGUACAUCACAGUUCCUUUAAACAACUAGGGUUACAGCAUACCGGUAUGGGCAACAUAUGUGUUUUAAUAGCACUGAAUAGCACAAGAAAACAUUUGGAACAGUAAGAUGGAGACGCAUCAUGCAGCCAGUCAUUUUGAGGUGGCUUUGACAGCAACUUUUGGUAGGUAGGUAUUCAUUUUAGUGUAAAAGUAAGUAUACUUUGUUUAUCUUAAUACCACUCAAUGAAAUUGGAGGGCAUAUGUCCCCCCAGUUUUAAUGGGUAUGACACCACUGUCAGGGAGUUCUGGGUAUGCCCAUUUAGGCUCCAAUGGCUGUAAAUUGUUUUUAAUGUUUUGUAAACAUUUUCAUAUGCAAACUGUCACUUUUACACCAUGUUUUGUAAAACUGUAUUUAGAGGCCACUUUUUUUUUCUUUGCUUUUUACAAAUAUAAACAAUUACAUUUUUAAGAAAUAUGAGAGCUGUUAUAUUGAAAUAUGCAUGUGUUUAGGGGACCCUUUUUGUGAAACGUAGUUGUUGAAUCAAACACUAUUAGUGGUAUGGGUGGGAACUUGCAGCCUAAAAUGUAUCCUCUUGAUUUCAUGGACAUGUUUGAUAGCACUCUCAAAUCAUAAACCACAAGUGGUAGGUGUAGGUGGAUCCUGAGCACUGAUGUUUAUAGGAAAUGGUGAUAUAGCCAAGCCCUUCAGUAUUUCCUGAAGUGUUAAGCAGUAGCAGGAAGAGCAAACGACAAGUGCCACAGCCUCUAUUGCUCUGUCAGGUGGCCUAACGCUUCAUUAAAGUGGGCUUGCUGCUUAUGUUCUCUAUUGCCAGCUUUUGUUUGGUAAAGCAUUUGUGUUUCCCCUAUGCCUUUUUUUUAGCAGUGGUGCAAGGGUAGCUGGGUGGGUGCAUUGCUAGUAUUGUAAGCACAAUGUCCUGCCAGCUGUUCCCAUAGACCUCCAAUCAUUUGAGCCAAUGACUAUUCCUUUAAAAGCACGCCUCGGCAAUUUAUUGCAGCGGUGGGCCACCGCUAAAUGAACCUAGGGGAAACACUGAUUUUAAGGGAGUCCAAUAUGUGUCUUCUGAGACUUUUCUUUAGGUUCUUUGUCUCUCAUUACCCACUCAGUAUGAAAAGCUGGCUUGAGGCAUUAAUGAUGUGUACAGGAGUUUGCCUGCAGUCACAUGACAUGGUUUAUUAAUGCAUUCCAUGACCAAUGUCAGUUUUUCCUCCAGAUGUAAUAUUGAAGCUUGAUUAAGUGGAUAAUUUAAGAGAUUAUUUUUCCUCUUGUGCAAAACAAGGUAUCCUCAGAUGCAGUGUAAUAUCCCACCAGUGAUUUUGUAAAUCCUCGCCAUUUGCACACGACAGGAUGUUGAAUUAAAAUUUGAUAGGAAAUGAAUUGAUCUUUUAUGAUUAUCACCUGACAGGAUUCAGAUUAGGAAUAGUGUCAAGGAUGAAAGAUGGCCAUUUCUACUUGCAUUUCAAGUUCUACUUUUCUCAGUUUCCAAACCAAAACACACAGGGGUGUGAGGCCGACAUUGUAAAGUUAUAGCCAUACUGUUGAAAUGCCUCACUAGGAAAUGCUUCUAUGCACUAAGAUUACUGAUGAAGCUUUCUUAAAGGUUAAGGUUGCCUUUCAGUAUUUUUCACUGCAGCUGUUAGGUACUUACCGUGUCAUGUUUUAAAAUGGGCUGUUUGUCUGUGUUUCUGUUUUGUUGUGUGAGAAAUUAUUUGAUAAAUUGUUUUUCCUAA